Molecule: messenger RNA, 3364 nt
Organism: Tilletiopsis washingtonensis
Lineage: Eukaryota; Fungi; Basidiomycota; Exobasidiomycetes; Entylomatales
Product: phosphatidylinositol 3-kinase
Exons: 10
Coding region: 148-3048 (966 amino acids)
Biological process (GO): phosphatidylinositol-mediated signaling; autophagy of peroxisome; phosphatidylinositol-3-phosphate biosynthetic process
Cellular component (GO): phosphatidylinositol 3-kinase complex, class III, type II; membrane; endosome
Molecular function (GO): 1-phosphatidylinositol-3-kinase activity
Source: RefSeq, a predicted model, not a curated record
CGUCUUGCGCCUCAUCCUCCAUCGCCUCGACAGCACUCCAUCUCCGCGCCCAACGCCAGACGUGCGCCUCGCGGCCGCUGCGCGCAGCACGUCUCCGGCGCUGUUGCAUGCGCUGAGCCACAGCAGCCCCGCCCCUGCCUGCCCGCCAUGGAUCGCGAUCUCUACACGCUCGUCCCCCUGCCGCUCCUCGCCGAUGCCACGCUCAGCGUGCGCAUUGCCUCGCUGCAAGGGCGCCUGCCGACGCUCUCGCGCGCCCAGCGCAUCGAUGCGCCGCGCCAGCGUCUCGCCGGCGUGCAUGCGGCACAGGCGGCGGGCGAGGCGUGCGCCGAUGUGUACGUCGAGGCGCGCCUGUAUGCCGACAAUCGCCCGCUCUGCCAGCCGGUGCGCACGCGCUAUCGACACUUUCGCAGCACGUUUCAGUUCAAUGAGACGCUGCACUUCCCCGUGCCCCUCGCGUCGCUGCCCCUCGGCGCACAGAUUGGCUUCUCGGUGUGGGACGCGGCAGCGCCCGAGACGAGCGAUGGACGUGGACAUGCGCGGCGCUGCAUCGGCGGGACCACGUUGCGGCUCUUUGGCAAGAAGGGCACAUUGAAGCGCGCAUCGCAUCGCCUCUAUGUAUGGUCAGAGACGCCGGCGGACGGCAGUGCAGAGAGCACCACGCCGUCGAAGAUGCGUGGCUUGCAGGCCAAGGCGGACGUGCCAGACAGCGGCCCUUCUGCACGCUCUGGCGCCGCAGCGGGCGGCAGCUUCGACGAGAUGGGCCGGCUGGAGAAGCUGAUCAAGGCUCACGACUCUGCGCUUCUGCCGCGCCUCUCAUGGCUCGACAAGCUCACGUAUCGGCAGAUUGAGCGCAUCAAUGCCGAGCAGGCCGCCAACUCGGAUGCUUUGUGGUUAUACGUCGACUUGCCACGCUGGGAGGCGCCCGUUGUGUGGUGUGAGACGGAGGGAGCGACGGGACAAGCCGGGCAAGAGGCCGGCACUGCGACUUCUUCAGCGCCCUCGGCCGGCCCACAGCCCGUAUCUGCAGGCGCACAAGGAGUGGCGCAGGCACCUGUCAUUGACGCCGCGCUGUUUACGGUCUUUGAUCCCGAGGUCGAAGUGGGCCUGGGCAGUCGAGCGGCACUGGAGAAUCUCAGCGAGGCAAAAAGCAGACGCUUGGCUCGAAGUCAUCGCAACGGCCCGCUCGAUCGAGAACUCAAGCCGAACGCUGGCGUACGCGACGAGCUCAACGAGAUCCUCUCGUACCCGCCCACGCGCACACUGACGUCACGCGAGGCAGAUCUGCUCUGGACGUUCCGCUUCUAUCUCUCGCGCUUCGCCUCGGGCUUGACCAAGUUUCUCAAGUCCGUCUCGUGGAACGACCCCGGCGAGGCAAAGCAAGCCACCGAUGUGCUGCUGCCCAUGUGGGCGCGCAUCGGCAUGGACGACGCGCUGGAACUGCUGGGUCCUGGCUUCCGAGACUCACGAGUACGCGCGUAUGCUGUGCAGCAGCUUGAGAGGGCAGAUGAUGAUGAACUUAUCCUUUACCUGCUGCAACUGGUCCAGGCGCUCAAGUUUGACGACACGACGGUGUCUGGCGGCUCCUCUGGCCCCUCGCCAGCAUCAUCGAGUGCACAACAGCAGCCCGAUCGCCGCAUCGCGCCCACAGCUCGACUGGCCGAGGCAGCGCCCAGCUCUUCGCCCUCCGCGUCGCUCUCCACCUCCGAGGGCUCGCUGUGGACGUUCCUCGUGCGCCGCGCUCUGCAGAGCUCGGAUCCCGUACUGGCGAACAAUCUCUAUUGGUACCUCACCGUGGAGACGGAGGACAAGCGCUGGGGCAAGUUCUUCAAGACGAUCAAGGCGCGCUUUCUGGAGCAGAUGCUCGAGGCACCCAAAGGAGCAGAGCUUCGCGAGCUCUUCCGGCGGCAAAGCGAGCUGCUUUCCCAGCUCUCGGCGCGCGCCCAAGCCCUGCGCUCCUCCAAAGACUCACGGCCCAAGAAGAUCGACAAGCUGCGCGCGGCCAUUGCGGAUCCGCGCCACGGGCUGCGCAAGUUCUCGCCCGUGCUGCCGCUGCCUCUCGAUGCGCGCGUGCGCGUAGAGGGCAUCGCGCCGGAGGCUAGCACCGUGUUCAAGAGCAAUCUCUUUCCUUUGCUCCUGCAGUUCGAACGCAGCAGCACCAGCGGCGCCCCUUCCAGUUCGACCAGCGCUGCUGCUGCUGCCGAGGCACCUCCUCCAGCGCGUACUGAGGCAGGCAGCAGCGACGCCGACGCGGCACCGCAACGGCCGCCGCCGUACGGCGUCAUCUUCAAGAACGGUGACGAUCUGCGCCAGGACCAGCUGGUGAUGCAGCUCUUCACGCUCAUGGAUCGCCUGCUGCGCAACGAGAACCUCGACUUGCGCAUGACGCCGUACCGCGUGCUUGCGACGGGCCCAGUCGAUGGCAUGGUGCAGUUCGUCGAAAGCAAGAGCAUAGCUGCCAUCGUCGCACAGCACGGAGGCAGCCUGCUCAACUAUCUGCGAGCUCACCAUCCGGAUGAGAGCAGUCCGGCCACGUAUGGCGUCGCGCCGGUGGUGCUGGACACGUUUGUCAGGUCGUGCGCUGGAUACUGUGUCGUGACGUACCUCCUCGGCGUCGGCGACCGGCAUCUGGACAAUCUGCUGCUCGCGCCCGACGGGCACUUUUUCCACGUCGACUUUGGCUACAUCCUAGGCCGCGACCCCAAGCCCUUCCCGCCGGCGCUCAAGCUCAGCCGCGAGAUGGUCGAGGCCAUGGGCGGCGCGCAGUCGCCGCACUACGCGCGCUUCAAGAGCCUCUGCUACACGGCCUACACGAGUCUGCGCAAGAACUCCAACCUCAUCCUCAACCUCGUGGCACUCAUGGUCGACGCCAACAUUCCCGACAUUCGCAUCGAGCCGGACAAGGCCGUGCUCAAGGUGCAAGACAAGUUUCGCCUCGAUCUCGGCGAGGAGGAGGCGAUCCAGUACUUCGAGGGCCUGCUCAACGAGACGUCGUACGUCACGCUCGUCUUUGACCGCCUGCACGACGCGGCGCAGUUCUUCCGCUCAUGACGAUGCAGUACUGUGUCCCCAUUGCGGCGCGUGAAGAAUCUAGAGAAGGGCCUGCUGAGGGCAGAGGUGAGAAGAGGAGCGAUGCCUACAUGCCGCCGUUGGCCAAGUAGACGACCUCUUCGUACUAAGAAGGGCAGCAGCGCGACGCAAGUCAGCAGCUGCGCAGCGCUCCGCGGGGGGCACAGCAAUUUCCCACUCACACACAGGAACGUCACGCCACCCCCGACGAUGAGGCGACACAGUCUCGGCGUGGCGCCGCGCCAGAGCGCACGUGUGCCUUCGGUGCGCAUGAUGUGGCGCGCCAGCGACCAGACGC